Molecule: messenger RNA, 448 nt
Organism: Ichthyophthirius multifiliis
Lineage: Eukaryota; Ciliophora; Oligohymenophorea; Hymenostomatida
Exons: 2
Source: RefSeq, a predicted model, not a curated record
AUGAAUGUACCCCCUUUAGCCUUAUUAGCUGGAUAUUUAGUUGAUAAAUUAGGUGUUUAUAAAGUCAUGAUAUUUUGUUCAAUAUGUCUUCUUUCUGGAUGGUUUCCUAAAUAUUAAUUGUCAUUCUCAAUGGGAUUUAUAAUUGCAGUAGGAAGAGUUGCAAUGUUUGUUUCUACUUUUGUAUAUCCUCAUGUUUAUGAUAGAAAUGGUUUAAUUUGGGAAGCUGCACUAAUAGGCAUUUAUGUGUCUAUAUUUUCGUUUUUUAGUGUUUUAUUAUUAAAUUUUGUUGAUAGGAUAUGUGUCGGAGAAAAUGAGAAAUAAAAUUGUGAAAAUAAUGAGAAUGUUCAUUUAGGUGAUAUUAAAAAAUUUAUUCCUAUUUAUUGGCUUAUUAUUAUUACUAUUUGUUUCACUUUUAUGAUUUUGGAACCUUUUAUGGCUAAUAUAUAAG